AAAACUCUUUUCAUUUGUCCGUGUGUAUACCUCUGUCCAGGCUAAAGUCUUUUUUUUUCCUUUCCCCUCUCUCCCCCUUUAAUCCGUCCUUCCAUUUCAGGAGGGGAAGAAAAAAAAACACAAAACCAGGUUCACGCAGCGCUUUAGUGGCUAAAAGUGAAAGAGCUUCUCUUUUUUUUCUCUUCUUCUUCUUCUUCCCUGCGCUGAGUAGAGCCUUGAAUCGCUCUGGAAAAUUGCUUCUUUUCAAUAGGAGGGAAAGGAGGAACAGCGUUUAAUAGGAUCCAAAGGGAGUCUGCGCUCUUAAACAGGUGGAAAUUGGACGUCCUCGAAUUUAUACAAAUAGUAAGUAAGUAUAUAAUCCGGCGUGGAAAAGGAGGGCUCCCAUCAUCUCAGAGGAUUACCGAAAACAUUUCCCAAAGUGGAAAAAGAAAAAGAAAAGAUUAGGGUGUUAACAAAAUAAAGCAAGAAAAUCGAGCUUCAGGUGUUUCUAAAAAAACAAAAAAUCACAACUACAUUUCUGAUCGUAUUUCUUUCUUUAUUUGGUUUCAUAUUGAGAUGACAUAUGGUGGCCUUUCAAGCUCGUGCCAGCCCCUGUGUGGAUUUAUUUGAGAGGGUGGCAGGUUGAUGAGGGCGUCUCCCUUGUCACCCAGUUAAGAGUUCGGGUGCCCGCUGAUGUCAGGAGACAGUGAUCCGCGCUGAUGAGGGGCGGGCGCUGCCAGUGUGUGACAGAGAGCAGUCGGCUGGUUUCUCCACACCCACCGGACCAUUAAAGAGCUAAACUCCCAACACAGACUCAACUUUACACUCCUGCAUCCUCCAGGAGCUCCGACUACAACAUUUUUUUUCCUUCCUUCUCUUCUUCUUCUUCCUCCAAACGAGCUCAGUGAUGUCCUGUUAAUUUUGUGUGCACUAGUUAAUGAGCAUUAAUCCAUCACCCCUGGAUGCUAUUGUUGCGGGGUGGGGGGGGAAUGGCCAUUUGAAUGCAAAUGCGUGACACUGUGACAGCAAGGUGCUUAUUAAACUGAUGUGCCCUCCUGUCUGCGGUGCCGGGAGCUCAGCAGAGUGAAAGGACGCGGGGCAGCUGCAGGAGCGGAUUCGGACUAAAAAGCACCGGGACUUUUCUCACGCCAAGUUUUCUGCUCUGCCGUAAACAAAACAACAACCAAAAAAAAAAAAAAAACAAGAGGAACAACAAAAUGGCAAGUUCUGCCUCUGUGGAGACCGUGAUGUCUUGCGGGAGGACCGGACCCUCCGCGGCUCCAAAGACCCUGGCCUUCUCCAUAGACCGGAUCAUGUCCAAGAGCUCGGAGCCGAAGGGGAGCGCGGAGGAGCGGGCGGAGGGGAAGAAGCUGCUCGGGCUCUGCUCCCCGAUCCCCUGCAUGAUCCCGCUGCAGCCCUUCAGCUACGACCUGCAAGCCAAGGCGCUGAUGAACUACUCGGAGUUGUGGAGAGCCAGUUUCAGGGGCACUUUUUGCGGUUCCGCGGCCGCUCCGUGCAAAGGGAACUGCGGCAUAUGCGGCAAAGUGGAGUCGGGUUUGAAGCAGCCGCUACUGAGUUCGGGUAGCAGGGUGGUGAAGCCGCAGGUGAUCCACCAGGCCGUGGCCGUGCCCAGCGCCGGCUCGCUCUACUACCUGAACUACCUGGAUUCUGCGUACCAGCAGUCGGAGCUGCUGGCCGGACACUGGUUCUCCAGCUCGCAGGCGCAGGCCUCCCUGUCCGCGCACCACAGACUCUUGCUGCUGGAGAACGCCAAGCUGGCCGGGGUGGGGGGCGAGAAGCUACCCACUCCGCAGUACCCGCACAAGGAACAUCUGCCCGGGCAGCUGGACCAGAUCGUGAAGGAGAACCACGGCCUGAGCGCGGAGAAGAACGGCGUCAAGACGCACAGCAAACUGAGCAGCAGCCCGGCAGACGGAAAACCAAAAAACUUUACAUGUGAAGUCUGUGGAAAGGUUUUUAACGCGCAUUACAAUCUGACCAGACACAUGCCGGUGCACACCGGGGCCCGGCCCUUCGUCUGCAAAGUGUGCGGGAAAGGAUUCCGUCAGGCCAGCACGCUGUGCAGACACAAGAUCAUCCACACACAGGAAAAGCCUCAUAAAUGCAACCAGUGCGGGAAGGCGUUCAACAGAAGCUCCACGCUCAACACUCACGUACGGAUCCACGCCGGGUACAAGCCUUUCGUCUGCGAGUUUUGCGGGAAAGGUUUCCACCAGAAAGGAAACUACAAGAACCACAAGCUGACGCACAGCGGGGAGAAGCAGUACAAGUGCUCCAUCUGCAACAAGGCCUUCCACCAGGUCUACAACCUGACCUUCCACAUGCACACGCACAACGACAAGAAGCCCUUCACCUGCGCCACCUGCGGCAAGGGCUUCUGCCGCAACUUUGACCUGAAGAAGCACAUCAGGAAACUGCACGACAACAACGUGUUCAGCGCGGCCAAAGAGGCCUCCAGAGAGCUGCAGAGCUGAGGGUCACUGCUGCUAAUGUCCCAGAAUGCAUUUCAAUUAUUCCACCUGCAGGCUAAAGGAGGCCUCAAAAAAAACAAAAAAAAAAAACAGACUGGCCCACGGCCCGCUUUUUGUAGCCUGGAUGGACAAGUGUUUUAAAAGCCUAGCACAGGUGGAAUAUUCUGGUAAUAUGUGUCCCAGCAUGCACCUCUGCAGGGGGUCACAGAGCGGACCAGAAGACUACAACAACACGUACACUUAACGCACACUAUAGGAAUAUAAAAGGGGAUUGUUCUCUUCCUGCACAGUCACAAGCAUCACACAGGGGGAGGCGCCGUCCCGUCUCCACGAUGGACGUGUAAAUAAUAGGCUAUGGAAAUAAAAGAAUGUUAUUUAAAAUGUGAAUCAUCGCCAUGUUGUGUAUCUCACAGACAAAAAUGUUAAUGUGAAUAAGUUAUAACUUAUAAUGAAAAAUGAAUGUUCGAGCCAUGUCGUUUCCUUUUUUGUUUUUGUUUUUUCUGGAAGGUAUUUGAAAUAAAUCGAAUAAUAUGA
Messenger RNA from Labrus mixtus (cuckoo wrasse), 3005 nucleotides. It is a transcript of the gene fezf2, whose product is annotated as FEZ family zinc finger 2. The coding region runs from base 1197 to 2474 and encodes 425 amino acids. Lineage: Eukaryota; Metazoa; Chordata; Actinopteri; Labriformes; Labridae. Gene Ontology annotation, cellular component: nucleus. The transcript is spliced from 4 exons. The record is from RefSeq and is a predicted model, not a curated record.